This is a messenger RNA of Anopheles aquasalis, 2704 nucleotides long. It is a transcript of the gene rt, whose product is annotated as Protein O-mannosyltransferase rt. Gene Ontology annotation, cellular component: membrane; endoplasmic reticulum. The record is from RefSeq and is a predicted model, not a curated record. NCBI's taxonomy places the organism in Eukaryota, Metazoa, Arthropoda, Insecta, Diptera, Culicidae. Gene Ontology annotation, molecular function: dolichyl-phosphate-mannose-protein mannosyltransferase activity. Gene Ontology annotation, biological process: protein O-linked glycosylation via mannose.
GUCUACAAAUGAUCGCACGAUCGUGCUGAUCGCGUGUGUCUGCACGCCGUACUGCCGCCAACCUACACAACCACCUCACGACUCACUGCGAGGCUGCGUGAUUGCGUAAAACGCAACCUUUCGGAUGGACAAAAGGCAGCGAGGUCUGUGAAGCUAGUUCGUUUACUUGGUGUUGCGAUCAUCGCAAGCAGUGUGCAACGAUGGAGACGAUCGAAGGUGGUACAGUGCGCAACCGUAAAGCACAGCAAAAAAAGCCACCAAAGAGCGAGGAAACCACCGAGGAACGGUGCAAAUCAACGGAAGACCUUUCGAGCAACGAAAGACAUCAACCAGCAAGCGACGAACCCUCGAGAAGCAAGAAGCAUGCAGAUGACGUGAAAGAGCGCGAACGAUCCACCAGCAAACCAGAAAAGGACGAACGCGGCGCCGAGGAUGAUCGGUUCAGUGUUACGGUCAAUCUGCAGUUCAACGGUGCCACCGUUGGUCUGUUUUUGCUCUCCUUCCUAACACGAUUCUAUCGCAUCGGUCACCCCGGGGGUGUUGUCUUCGACGAGAUACACUUUGGAAAGUUCGUCUCGCUCUACCUCAAAAACACCUUCUACUUCGAUCAGCAUCCACCGCUCGGCAAGCUACUGAUAGCAGGCGCAGCCGGAACUGCGGGUUACAGUGGGAACUUUGAGUUUCCGAAAAUCGGCAGCGAGUACGAUGCGUCCGUUCCUGUUUUUGCGCUACGCUUCGUACCGGCGCUAUGCGGGAGUUUGCUGGCACCGAUCGUCUACUCGAUACUGCGCCAGCUGAAGCUCGGCCAGGGGAUUAGCUUACUCGGUGGACUGCUGAUCAUUUUUGAUAAUGCGCUCCUCACGCACUCGCGCUUCAUCCUCGUUGAAUCGAUUCUGUUGUUCUUUGCGGCACUUGGCAUUCUGGCGAUCCUAAAGUUCCUCCAGGCCACCCCAUUCAGUGGCCGCUGGUGGACCCAAGGCACGAUCGCGUCCAUCUCCCUAACGGCAGCCGUUUGCGUCAAGUUCGUCGGUUUCUACAGCUACCUUCUCGCGAUCUACAUGAUCGGACGUCACGUUUGGCAGGAGUUACCCGAUCGCCGUCGCUCCAGCAUCUACCUUACGCUGAAAGUGCUCGCAAUGGCCACACUCGUCCUGUCCGUAUCGGCAGCCAUCUAUCUCGGUUGCUUCUACGUCCAUUUUGCCACCCUUUACAAGGCGGGCCCGCAUGAUACGGUGAUGACGAGUGCAUUCCAGGCAUCGCUGGAGGGUGGCUUGGCGUCGAUUACCCGCGGUCAACCACUGCGCAUCCAGCACGGUUCACAGAUCACCCUAAAGCACACGCACGGGCGCGUCUGCUGGCUCCAUUCGCAUCCACACGUCUAUCCGAUCAAGUACGCGGACGGGCGUGGUUCGAGCCACCAGCAGCAGGUCACCUGUUACGGGUUUAAGGACGUGAACAAUUGGUGGAUUGUGAAGCGACCGGAAAAGGAGGGUCUGAUGGUGGGCGAGGAACCGGAUUACAUCGAGAACGGGGACAUUGUGCAGCUGGUGCACGGUGUGACGAGCCGGGCACUGAAUACGCACGAUGUCGCCUCUCCGAUGUCGGCCCUGUGUCAGGAGGUGUCGUGCUACAUCGACUACAACAUCUCGAUGCCGGCGAAUUUGCUGUGGAAGGUGGAGAUCCUGAAUAGUAAGGAAUCGAGUGGGAAGUGGUACGCAAUCACUUCGCAGGUUCGCUUCAUACACGUUAAUACGACGGCGGCGCUCAAGUUUACGGGCGAACAGUUGCCGGACUGGGGUUACAAUCAGUUCGAGGUGGCCGCUGAUCGGCGUCAGUAUACGAUCGAUACGAUUUGGAAUGUGGAGGAGCACCGGUACACGCAGCACGCUGACAAGAAGGAGGUGCUGAACAAGUUGCUGACGACGGAGAUGAUACCGACGGAGCGGACGCGGUUGUCGUUUUGGAAUAAGUUCUACGAGUUGCAGAUGAAGAUGUUGCUGCACGCGGAUAAGGUUGAGGGACACAUGUACUCGUCGGAACCGCACGAGUGGCCACUGAUGGAUAAGGGAAUCGCGUACUGGAUUGAUGCGGAGUCGAAUGCGCAGAUUCAUUUGCUCGGUAAUGUGGUCGUGUGGUAUUCGGCCACGGCCGCGAUCGCCCUGUACGUCGGUUUGUUCGUGUUCUAUCUCAUCCGUCGACGGCGUCAGUUUUACGAUCUGGAACCGGCCGAAUGGGAUCGGUUCCGGGCGGGAGGUGAAAUCCUGCUCGUUGGCUAUCUGUUGCACUAUUUGCCGUAUUUCUUUGUCGAGCGUACACUGUUCCUGUACAACUAUUUGCCGGCGUUGCUGUUUAAGAUACUGUUGCUCUGCUUCACGAUCGAUCACACGCGGAUGGUGCUGCGGAAGUUUGUUAGCCGGCCCAGCGUUCCUGCACUGUUCGGGGCCCUGGUUGGCGUGUGGUUUACCGGUGUACUGUACUUUUUCCGUCGCUACAGCGUGCUGAGCUACGGUAUGACGGCCCUGUCGGCGGAUGAUGUGCUCGAGUUGCGGCUUAAGGAUACGUGGGAUCUGAUCGUCCAUAAGCCCUAGAAGGCCAGGUCCCGGCACUUGUUGUGACUUGUAGCACUCGAUAGUAUAACGUUGAGAUUCGUACCUAUUUUACCCGAAAAUACUCUCUGUUGGCGAUACAGCAAAUAAAGCAUUGC